UUGAACGUCUUCUGCCGUCGGUACAGCCAAAUUUAACUGAAUAUAUUUGUUUGAAUUAUGGUACCCCUAAAAUAACGAUACGUUUUAUUGACUUCGACAAUUUAUGCAUGAAAUAUGGAUAUUACCUGUUUCCACGCCGCCUUGAAAUUAUUACGGGUACAUAAUUUGCCGUUAAAUUGAGUCCGCCUGCGACUGAUCCUGCCAAAUAUCGCUAGCUUGGCUAGCAAGUUAGCUAAGAAGCUAGCCGGUAGUUCUGAGCCUAUUGCCUGUUGCCCCUGAAGGCCAUUCGCCAGAAAUGGGAAUCAUUUUCACUAAGCUUUGGAGGCUUUUUAACCAUCAAGAGCACAAAGUCAUCAUUGUUGGGCUGGACAACGCUGGGAAGACUACCAUCCUUUAUCAGUUCUCCAUGAAUGAGGUGGUACACACCUCACCAACAAUAGGAAGCAAUGUGGAGGAGAUUGUGGUAAACAAUACUCAUUUCCUUAUGUGGGACAUUGGAGGUCAAGAAUCUCUGCGUUCUUCUUGGAACACCUAUUAUACUAACACAGAGUUUGUGAUAGUGGUGGUGGACAGCACAGACAGAGAGAGGAUCUCUGUAACAAGAGAGGAGCUCUACAGAAUGCUAGCGCAUGAAGACCUGAAAAAGGCAGGUUUGCUGAUCUUUGCAAACAAGCAGGAUGUGAAGGGUUGCAUGACCGUGGCUGAAAUCUCUCAGAGUCUGCAGCUGACCUCAGUCAAAGACCACCAGUGGCACAUCCAAGCCUGCUGUGCGCUCACAGGCGAGGGACUUUGUCAGGGUCUGGAGUGGAUGAUGUCACGACUCCGAGUCAGAUGACCCUUGACCUCAACAGGCAGUGCACUCUCUCUUUGACCUGCAGGCGUGGGGGAGGUGGGGGCGUGGCUGUUGCUCACUGUGAAGGUGACCUAGCAACGUCACCAGGACUUGUAUGAUUUUAUUUAUUACAGAUCUAUGCUCUAACUGAGAACUGCGAACGAACCGCUCUUAAGCAAACAACACAAGUGUUUCAGGAUUUACAAAACAGCAUCACCAUAAAAGCCCGUUGUCUUUUCCUGCACGGGUCUGUAAAAAAGACAAAGUGUAACAUCACAUAAAAGAGGAGAUGCUUGAAAAAGAGCUUGGAUUGAAAGGACCUCUCUUUAGCGGAGUGCGAGUGGCCUUGCAGUCUCACUUGACUGCCUGAGAUGGUGUUGCCCUGUGUGUACAGUCCAGUAUUUACAUUAACCUCGUGCCUGUGUCGAAACCCUUCAGUUUUCAGGACUGAAGAGAUAAGUCAACG
Messenger RNA from Chanos chanos (milkfish), 1298 nucleotides. RefSeq names its product ADP-ribosylation factor-like 5A (gene arl5a). The record is from RefSeq and is a predicted model, not a curated record. Bases 296 to 835 code for a protein of 179 amino acids. The transcript is spliced from 6 exons. NCBI's taxonomy places the organism in Eukaryota, Metazoa, Chordata, Actinopteri, Gonorynchiformes, Chanidae. Gene Ontology annotation, molecular function: GTP binding; GTPase activity.